GUGAUUUACACAAGAAACCACAAGGAGAAAGAAAGGUUAAGAGUAAGACAGGAAGAAUGCAUCUAACUUGGAAGGAGGAGCAUCUGGAUAUUCUUCUAGUCCCGGCUGGUUUGCUGAUCAUGUUCGGGUAUCAUCUCUACCUCCUUUUUAGAUACCUGAGAUGUCCAGGGGAAACCGUCAUAGGAUAUGAAAAUCAUAACAAGAAAGCAUGGGUGGAGAGAAUGAUGCUGGUUGAAGGUAAAGACAGAACUGUAGCUGUAAACGUGAUCAAUUCCAAUUUAUCGGUAUCAACUACCAUGUGUUCCAUGUCCUUAGCUCUCUGCUCCUUAAUUGGAGCUUGGUUCGGAAGCUCUUUCAAGAACAUACUUACCAGUGGUGUAAUCUAUGGUGACACGAGCUCUACUAUUGUUUCCAUCAAAUACAUAGCUCUGCUCUCCUGCUUCCUAGUCGCGUUUGGCGCUUUUGUGCAAGCUGCGAGAUACUAUGUUCAUGCGAGUUUCUUAAUCACCACACCAAAAAGUGACUUACCGGUGAAAUACAUUGUGAGGGCGGUGAUAAGAGGAGGCAAUUUCUUCUCAGCUGGAACACGGGCACUGUAUUUUGCCACCAAUUUGCUGAUGUGGAUCUUCGGUCCAAUCCCAAUGUUUUGCGCAUCAGUGGCUAUGGUGACACUAUUGUACAACCUCGACAAAAAUUCAUGCGAAUUGCACGAAUAUUGUCCCCUUCCCAACCAAGAUUCCUUCAAGAAAAUAGGUGAGCAAGUGAAAACGUAUCAAGAAGUAAUCACUGUUGCUCAGAAUAAUGGAGACCAUGGAAGACAGUAUGAGAACUUAACCUGCAAAGAGUAACAGAGAUAGUAUUUGCAGGCAUAAAACGAAAACAAGUAUCACUUCAACCAGCAUAUGUGAGAUUUACUAUUUUUUAACAUUCCUAUUCAGUAGAAAACAAUAAAAGCAUUUGAGCGGAUC
Molecule: messenger RNA, 968 nt
Organism: Ipomoea nil (Japanese morning glory)
Lineage: Eukaryota; Viridiplantae; Streptophyta; Magnoliopsida; Solanales; Convolvulaceae
Exons: 2
Coding region: 57-848 (263 amino acids)
Source: RefSeq, a predicted model, not a curated record